UCAGCGGAUUUGAUCGCGUAAUACAUUCAAGAUGGCGGACUUUACGGUGUGAAUUUCACUUCUUUUGACAGCGGAAGAACUUCGUUAGAAUGGCAGAAUACGGAAAGGAUAGCAUUCAGGGAAUGUGUUUAGAUAUGUGCCCUGCAACUGAAAUUGCUGCUAGAGAAAACCAGAGGAGACUUCACUUCUUUGAAACUGUUGCUUUCACUAGUCCAUCUCAAGGUAGCGAACACCAUCUUGGUAAUUUGAUUGCAGAUCCCCGAGCAGUUAUCAAGGAAUUUUCGCGCUCAGCAGCGGGAAGAUCUAUUGAUUCAUCCGAACUACGACCAGCAAGUGUCCUUUUGAGCACCAUGAAUUACUUAAUCGAGGAAAUUGCCUCCAAAGAUGGUACCUAUUCUUGGCAAAUGAUAUACUGGUUCAUGUUUGACCGCGUAAGAGCCAUAAGGCAAGAUUUGGUGGUCCAGAGAAUCACUGGAAAGCCUGUGGUGGAAAUCUUUGAGAGAGCUUGCAGGUUCCACAUUUUAUCGGGUUACAGACUGUGCGAAAGUCCUCUUGAUGCGUUCGAUCCAAAAAUUAACAAUGAUCACACAAAUGAAUGUUUGAAGAGGCUUCUGUGCUUUUAUGAUGAGGAAGACUCUUCUGCUUAUCAAGGCACAAGACCAGAAUUUGAAGCUUACUACCUUUUGCACAAUCUCGGUUCUUUCGAAGCCUUAAAUCGUGCUGUGAAUUUGCCGGAAGAAGUCAAAAACAGCUGUUUAUUACGGCUAGCCUUUGACAUCACGACAUGUAUAAUGCUGAAGAACUUUGUUCGAUUCUUUAGGCUGGUGAAAAGGCUGCCAUUUCUAGCAUGCUGUGCCGUUCAUAAACACAUGCAGCAAGUGAGAGGAGAUGCUCUUGCUGCCAUCAACACCGCAUACUUCUGCCGCAAUGGAAGUCUCCCAUUGGCGCUACUUGUUGACAUGUUAAAUUUCGAUGACGCUCAAGAAGCUGGUGAAUUCUGUUCCCAUUUUGGUCUGGAAGUAUCAGUAACAUCUGUGAAACUUGUCAAAGGUAACUUGAGCAGUUUAAAAAGCAGCGAUGUUCCGCCACUCCGGGCAAGAGUUUCAAAUAUGAUCGAUACAAAACUGAACGUAACCACUCGUGAGUUACUGAUUGGAAAAUGUAAUGAAACUAAUGCACUUGUCAAAAACGCAGUUCCUGAGUUGGUUUCUCUGACGUCCGGGCCAGGAAUUUGCGUCAACAAAUGUGCAGCGAUUGUAGAACCUCGUCCAGUAGUUAAACCGGCGUUUAAUCCUAAAAAACAAAGCUACUUUGGUAGGGGAAGAGGACGAGGACGAGGAAAAAAACCUGUUCAUUAGCGCGGAUUUUUUUCCAUUGUGACAUUUUAACUUUGUGCAUUGCGUACAUUAUUCAACCGAAUUGGAACUCGCGCUGCAGUUGCACUGCCCUAGUCUGGUAACCAGACUUUCACGGCCAGUUACAGUUACAUGAUAGGAUCUGGGUACGAGUUUAGCUCUGUCCCUUAAUUUUACCGCUGUUGUGUACAAUACUAUUAUGACUGUGGCGUGCACAGCAAGUGCGACUGCAAAAAAAACCCGUGCCAAACGCAGCAGAUUGGCAGACGUUUGGUCAUUUGUGAACUGUGAAAAGUGAGUUUUCCGAUUUCAAAUGACAACUUUACUCGAAAAAGCGUUUAGAUUAUCUUCUAUUUUUGUAAAAGUUCUUUUUUAAACAGUUACCUUUUACAUUUUUGUCAUAUUUUAAUCCGUGAAGGAGAGUCGGGUAACUUAAAUAAGAGCAGCUUUUGAAAAAGUUCCGAAUUAAAGGAUUCGAAACAUUUAAUGUGCUGGCUGACCCUAAAACUGUUUACUGAGUCUCAUUUUUGUGUGUGUAUGGGUCUUCUUUUCUUUUUGUGUCAACGAAUAAUAGAAAAACUUGGCCCUCAAAAAUGGGAAUGAAGUGGUAGCGUUAUCGUGAGCGUAUCAGACAUGACACCGUUUCCCAUGCCUGUGGAUAAGUUCAGCUUCUCUCCAAAAGAAAAAAGUCUCUUUUUAAAAGCUUCGACCAUCGAGGAAAGAUAUAAAAAGGAGUGGGCGUACAGGAGAAUCAUCAUGCAACGUGUCCCAUUUAAUUUAUGGACUAGUAUGCUUUACAAGCGUUCUCGCACCAAGGAGGAGGAGGAGCACUUUCGCAUUAUGGCCGCGCGAAAGGUGGG
Stylophora pistillata is the source of this 2215-nucleotide messenger RNA. Its product is annotated as germinal-center associated nuclear protein. Gene Ontology annotation, cellular component: centrosome; spindle; nucleus. The record is from RefSeq and is a predicted model, not a curated record. Gene Ontology annotation, biological process: centrosome duplication; spindle assembly. NCBI's taxonomy places the organism in Eukaryota, Metazoa, Cnidaria, Anthozoa, Scleractinia, Pocilloporidae.